AUGACACGGCCCACGCCAUCACCACCACCACCACCCAAAUCCUCUAUAAAAUCUUCAUUCUUUUUGUUACCUUUUUCAUAUUCAUUUUCCUCUCCAAAAGAAGACACCAUGGAUAAUGGCACAAGGACAGUGUAUUCAACUCCAGUAGUUCAAUCCCUCCUCCAAACAGACCAACCACCAUCAUCUCGGCGCCAUAAGCCAAAGAAAUCAUCAACCAAACGGGCGGCCAAGAAAACCUUCAAAGCAUCAGACGAGUUAUCAAACCUACUCCCAACAGGCUCCGUCCUCGCCUUCCAAACCCUAGCUCCCGUCAUAACCCAGCAAGGGAAAUACGUGACCACCGCCUUUCUCUCCCUAUGCGCCGCCUCAUGCUUCUUCAGCUGCUUCACUGACAGCUUCAUUGAUCGAAAGGGAAAAGUCAGGUACGGGGUGGCGACAUUCCGGGGGAUUUGGGUUAUCGACAGUUCGGAGGAAGACGGUGGAAUAUCGAAGGAGGAGGCGGCCAAGUAUAAGGUGGGAUUUAUGGAUUUCUUCCAUGCGGGUUUGUCGGUUCUUGUGUUUGUUGGGUUGACUCUUUUUGAUAAGGAUGUGAUCAACUGUUUCUUUUCGGGGUCAUCGAAGACAAUCGAAGAAAUCCUUUUGAUAAUUCCACUUGUGAUAACGGUUGUUUGUAGUGUCCUUUUUGUUUUGUUCCCUACCAAACGCCAUGGAAUUGGACAUGCUCUCUCACAGCCCGCCGCGACGGCGUAG
Molecule: messenger RNA, 750 nt
Organism: Impatiens glandulifera
Lineage: Eukaryota; Viridiplantae; Streptophyta; Magnoliopsida; Ericales; Balsaminaceae
Product: protein DMP7-like
Exons: 1
Coding region: 1-750 (249 amino acids)
Biological process (GO): endomembrane system organization
Source: RefSeq, a predicted model, not a curated record